CUCUAUACCAAGCAAAUGGACAUUAAAAGAAAGAGGCUCUCUGACGUGCUUUGGCAACACGCAGGUGUAAAGAGGCAAUAUGUGAAAAACAAACAUGUCCGCCUUCUUGUCUACUUGUAAUCCAGAUGCAGUCUUCAUCCUGAGAUCAGUCUGAGCAAAGACGAGGGACAGGACAACAAACAUAAUCUCCUACUGAUCCGGUCAAGUCUUUUGUGUUCUGUCUUUUAGUUCCUGGAAGCAUGCAUGCUCUGUACGUAUCUGUGCUGUUCUAUUUUCUUCUCCUCGGCUUCCUGCCUCCUAUAGGAGCAGGGGAGAGCGAUGCAGCCGGCAGGAGAGGGGAGAGAGAGAAACGAAGCCUACCCUACUGGGGAAUGUGGUCGUCAGACUUUUUUGGGUGGUUGGAGGAGCUGCAAGCCCAGGCAGCUCACGACGGGAUGCAGGACCUGGCUCGUACCUUCUGGGCUCACUUCCCUAUCGGCAGCCAGCUGGGCUACGAUAGUCCCGAGUCUGACCCUCAACCUGAGGAGUGAGGCAGAGUGAAGAUGAGAUAUUUAAGAGUCUGAGGGAGAGUAGAAGUGCAUUUGUUUUAGUAGGUGUACCUAAUAAACUGGCAACACUAUUUUGCGGUUAAUACUGCUAUGCGUUUAUUUUGAAUGUAUUUUCAUGUAAUGGAGAAUUUUUACAUUGUUGUAUUGGCACUUUUUAAAGAAUCUGAAUACUUGGUGUUACUUUGGAGUAUCUGAGACUCCAAACUGAAGUAAUUCAUUAUUUUCCUGUAGCACACUUCUAAAACAUGUCAUCAGUUAAAAAUCCUGUUGAUAAGCAAUUCUCAUAAAAUUAAGAAAAGUGAAUGUCAAGGUGAUAAACAAUGAUAAGUGUUUUUUAUUGAGCUGUUAAAGUGGGCGCAUGGUCUCAAACAGAACAUUAGGGUUAAAUGGAAAGUUGAAGUUGAGAAUUUAAUAUCUGCACACCUUUUAGGUAAUAAAAGGUUUUAAUUGUAUUCUGA
This is a messenger RNA of Sander lucioperca (pikeperch), 1006 nucleotides long. It is a transcript of the gene otos2, whose product is annotated as otospiralin. The record is from RefSeq and is a predicted model, not a curated record. Lineage: Eukaryota; Metazoa; Chordata; Actinopteri; Perciformes; Percidae. The transcript is spliced from 3 exons. The coding region runs from base 240 to 530 and encodes 96 amino acids. Gene Ontology annotation, biological process: sensory perception of sound.